Pipistrellus kuhlii (Kuhl's pipistrelle) is the source of this 7184-nucleotide messenger RNA. RefSeq names its product GLIS family zinc finger 3 (gene GLIS3). Gene Ontology annotation, molecular function: RNA polymerase II cis-regulatory region sequence-specific DNA binding; DNA-binding transcription factor activity, RNA polymerase II-specific. The record is from RefSeq and is a predicted model, not a curated record. The transcript has 11 exons. Lineage: Eukaryota; Metazoa; Chordata; Mammalia; Chiroptera; Vespertilionidae. Gene Ontology annotation, cellular component: nucleus. Gene Ontology annotation, biological process: regulation of transcription by RNA polymerase II. Bases 236 to 3016 code for a protein of 926 amino acids.
CCCGCGGAGGAGCGUGCUGAAGGGCUGGAGCCCCGAGUUUCUCCUCGCCGGCGCUGGCCUCCCGCUGUCACUCGCGCAGGCUGGCCGGGGGAAGGGACCCGCAGCCCGGCUUUGUUUUGGAAAUCCCGGUUACCUGGCUAAAAACCCACACCAUGGAUAACUUAUUGGACUUUGCCUGAAAGGAGUCAUUAGUGCCAUUGGAUACUUGACCAUCUUGGCCACAGGUUUUUUCAAAAUGAAUGGAAGGUCAUGCAGCAUGAAUCUCCACCGGAUAUCAGGAACCCCACAGGGGCCUGGGAUGGUCAGUGGCCAACACAUUCCUCCCAUCCGAGCCCACUUGGGGACUCCUGGCCCCUCGUCCUGUGGCAGCGCACCAAGCCCCGGCAUUGGAAGCCUUGCUAACAGUCUCCAUCUCAAGAUGCCCUUGGGAGGAGGGAUGGUUCCUCAGAACAACAUGGCUGAGAGCCCCAUCCAUCUGCCCGCCUUGAGCCCCAGGAGACAAGUGCUCACCAAUGGGAAGUCACGAUUCCAGGUCACCCAGGCCGGAGGCAUGUCAGGGCCACACACUUUAAUGCCAAAGCAGAAGGAGUUUGGAAGUCCUUUUCCUCCAAAUCCUGGGAAAGGGGCUCUUGGCUUUGGGCCUCAGUGCAAGUCCAUUGGAAAAGGCAGCUGCAACAAUCUAGUGGUCACCAGCAGCUCCAUGAUGGUUCAGCGACUGGGACCCAUUUCACCUCCAGCAAGCCAGGUCUCUACAGCAUGCAACCAGAUCAGUCCUAGCUUACAGAGGGCAAUGAAUGCAGCCAACCUGAAUAUACCUCCUUCAGAUACCAGGUCCCUUAUUUCACGUGAGUCUUUGGCGUCCACGACUUUGAGUCUGACGGAAAGCCAGUCGGCGUUGAGCGUGAAACAAGAGUGGACUCAAGGCUACAGGGCUCUCCCUUCACUCUCCGCCAACCACAGCUCCCAGAAUGGCACCGACCUAGGGGACCUCUUUAGCCUUCCUCCGGGGACAGCCAUGUCCAGCAACAGUGUCUCUAACUCUCUGCCGUCCUAUCUUUUUGGCAUGGAAAACAGCCACUCUCCUUACUCCAGCCCCCGCCACUCCUCAGCCAGGUCCCACUCGGCCCGCUCCAAGAAGAGAGCCCUGUCCCUGUCCCCGCUGUCCGACGGCAUCGGCAUCGACUUCAACACCAUCAUCCGCACCUCUCCCACGUCCCUGGUGGCCUACAUCAACGGGUCCAGGGCUUCCCCGGCCAACAUGUCCCCGCAGCCUGAGGUCUACGGACAUUUCCUGGGGGUGCGCGGGAGCUGCAUCCCCCAGCCGUGCGCAGUGCCCAGCAGCCAGAAGGGCGUGCGGGUGGCCGGCGGCGGCCUGGUGCUCCCGGCUUAUGGGGAGGACUGCGCUCUGGAAUACGAGCGCAUGCAGCAGCUGGAGCACGCAGGCCUCCAGCCCCUGGUCAACAACAUGGUGGUGCAGCACGGCCUGCCUGGGCCCGAGGGCCAGCCGGCCGGCCUGCUGAAGACGGAGCGCCUGGACGACUUCCCGGGAGGGGCUCUCGACCUGCCCUCCGCGUCUCCUCUGCCUCCUCUGCCACUCCAGCCCCAAGGCCCCCCUCCCCCCUACCAUGCCCACCCGCACCUGCACCACCAGGAGCUGGUGUCCCACGCCCCGGCUCUGGCCCUGGAGGAGGACGGGGACAUGGACGACGUGGGGGGCAAGCACUGCUGUCGCUGGAUCGACUGCAGCGCCUUGUACGACCAGCAGGAGGAGCUGGUGCGGCACAUCGAGAAGGUGCACAUAGACCAGCGCAAAGGGGAAGACUUCACCUGCUUCUGGGCAGGGUGUCCUCGGAGGUACAAGCCGUUCAACGCCCGCUACAAGCUGCUGAUCCACAUGAGAGUCCACUCCGGAGAGAAGCCCAACAAGUGCACGUUUGAAGGUUGCAAGAAGGCCUUUUCAAGGCUCGAAAAUCUCAAGAUUCACUUGCGGAGUCACACAGGCGAGAAGCCUUACUUGUGCCAGCAUCCGGGCUGUCAGAAGGCCUUCAGUAACUCCAGCGACCGCGCCAAGCACCAGAGGACGCAUCUGGACACUAAACCAUAUGCUUGUCAGAUUCCAGGAUGCACCAAACGCUACACAGACCCAAGUUCCCUAAGAAAGCACGUGAAGGCUCAUUCUUCCAAAGAACAACAAGCGAGGAAAAAGCUGCGGUCCAGUGCAGAGCUCCAUCCUGACUUGCUCACGGAUUGCCUCACCGUGCAACCCCUGCAGCCGGCCACGUCCCCACAGGAUGCUGCCACAGAUGGGCCAGUGGGAUGCUCCCCGGGGCCUGGGCCUGAUCUCUAUCCAGCUUCCAUUUUCUCCAGCAAUCAUUCAAGCCGAAGCGGAACAGCUGCUGGGGCUGUGCCACCUCCACAUCCUGUCAGUCACCCUUCUCCAGGACAUAAUGUACAGGGGAGCCCCCACAACCCCUCCUCCCAGUUACCUCCACUCACAGCUGUGGACGCGGGAGCUGAGAGGUUCGCACCUUCUGCUCCAUCUCCUCACCACAUCAGUCCCCGGCGAGUCCCAGCUCCCUCCUCCAUAAUGCAGAGGACACAGCCUCCCCAUGCCCAGCAGGCCUCAGCACCGCACCUGAAGUCCUACCAGCCAGAAACAAACUCUUCUUUUCAACCAAAUGGAAUCCACGUCCAUGGAUUUUACGGGCAGCUGCAGACAUUCUGCCCCCCACACUACCCUGACUCCCAGAGGACCAUGCCACCCAGCAGCUCCUGCAGUGUGGUGCCUUCCUUUGAGGACUACUUGGUCCCCACGUCCAUGGGCCAGGCUGGUUUUGAUGUUUUCCACAGAGCCUUCUCAACUCACUCGGGCAUUACAGUGUACGAUUUGCCUUCCGGUUCCUCAAGCCUCUUCGGAGAGUCUCUUCGCAGUGGGCCUGAAGACACCACGUUUUUGCAGAUCAGCGCUGUGGACCGCUGUCCUAGCCAGCUUUCCUCUGUCUACACUGAAGGAUAACAGUUCCGCCGGCCUCCACUACCACUGGCAUCCAGAACCUUUUGUUGCUUGCCGCCUGUUGUGUUCAGAACCUCACAGACUGCCUGAAGAGGGUGGCGACUGAGUCAGUGGUGUCUGUGAAGUCACAGAUGUGUCCUGGAAGGCAGGGCUGAUGGUCAGAGCUGGGCUUUGUGGGAAUGUUUUCGUUUGUUCCUUGUUCUCUCUGAGUUUGCUGGUGACCAGCAGGACUGUCAUUUCAAAGGGAAUUUAGACUCUCUCUCUCCCAGAUACCUGUUUCUUCCUGGCUGUCAACACUCAGAGGACACGGAUGAAGUGAUGUGCAUGUGAAAAUGUAGUGUGGGGACUACCCUCUCUGAAAACCCUAAAUAGAGAAGUUCAAUGCAAAUUGCCAGAGACACAGUGUGCUCCUCCUCACUGCUGGCCAAUGCCCAGCCAGGCAUCCAGGAACCCCGAUCUUCAGCAUAGGGUUCAGCAUCAGCCGGCAUUCCAGUGAGCUGGCUGCCUCUCUUUCUCUCUUCUAUAUUCCCAUGCUAACCAGUCGCUUUUCAGUGUUUCUCCAAAAGCAAAGUGAGGAAGUUCUGUUAAGUACAGGCCCUUGAAAGGCACUACAACUUGUUUUAUAUUCCCAAAACCUGUCUUAGUUCCUUCAUUUUAAAGACUUGUAAUCUACUUCUACUUUAAUGGAAAAAAAAUAUUUAGAAGUCUAUUCUUUGGAUGCAAACUAUUUUAAUCACCCCAGCUACAUACAUUUUGCCACAGCCUUGUGGUUCUGCCUGGCCACACCUCGCAGCACCUGUGAGCACUCCUGGAAUGCUAGUGUUGUACAUAGCAAAGGCUACCUGAGGGAAACGGGGUGAGCACACCCUCUUCCCAGUGCUGUAGCAGGAACCCUAGCAGGUUAGCUGUUCAGCAACUCCACCUCAAAGACCUUGUUCAAAAUAAAAGGUCACACGACUGGUUCACCCAUUGUCAUCCAUUGCUUCUGCUCUGGUGCUCUGCCCAGGGACGUGCUAGAUGUGAGCACAGGGACUCACUGAGUUAUGUUCCUAGGUUUUCUCAGAAAACCAAACUAGAGAUGCCCUCUGCCAUUAUUUUGCACAGCCUUUGCUCACCUCCCUCAGGAUAUCUUCCAUCUGUCUGUCUCUCCCCUGUGCUUAUCUCUCUCUAUUUGCAUUGUUCUCUCCCUCUCCGUGAAUGUGGUUCACCUAUCACCAUCAUUAUCUGACCAUCAGCUGUUAGCAAGGUCCCGUCCCAGGAGGGUAGAGGAGACAGUUCUGGAAAGGUGGGCAGAAGAAGGCAACCUUUUUUUCUGAAAUUCUGCUUUGAGGGCACUGGGCCAUUUGAUGUCAAGCCUGAAGAGGAAGCCAUUUCCCGUGGCACCUUUACAAAGCUUUGCAAAGAUCCUGAGUCUCAUGGCCCGGGCUAUAAUAAUGAGCCCAACCCCAGACACCCAGUAACUUUGGACAUUCCAGUACUGCCACAUUUCAUGCUUUUUUUCUCUUUUUAAAAAUGUUUUCGGAACAACAAAGAAACAAUGCUGUUUGUCAAACAGAAAUAAUUACAAUCUCCAGUGAGAUAAGUACACAGUGUGGUGUCAGACUUGGGACCCGGGGACAGGUGUAUCCUGACAGGUGGGUCCUCCCAGUCCAGCUGAGCAGUCAAAUAUAUAGUAUUCGGCCUGCUGUAGGAUUUCAUUCAAACAUGUGGUAGGAUGAGGUGAAUAAAGCACCACGCAUGAGUCUGUUUUCACAGAGCACCUGGUCAGGCUAGUUCUCUGACCAAUGAGCUCUGAUCUGGGAAAAGCCAUCGUGCAGACGCCCAAGUCUGCAAACGGGUUAUUCGCUUGACAAACACCUGCUCUACUUUAUGAGAGGAUGCCUGCCUGCCGGGCUCCUUUUCCAGAUGAGCCCUCAGACUGCAGGGAAAGUGUUCUCCUCCUUGCAGAUGUGGUGGGGUGUGUCCCUUUGCCAAAGCAAGGACACACGCAUCCUAACACUGGCAUCCCUCCUGGUCCUUUGUCUCACUCUGGAAAGAAAGGAAAGCUUCUAAGAGAGACAGUCUAUUCAUUCUAAUUACUGAAGCCUUUAUGAGGAACUCAAAAUACAUGUUAUUUUUGUGAUGAGGAGGAAAAAAAUUGAAAGGCAAGGUGGUUAUUGCAGCUGAUGUUGUCACCCCUGCCUGUGGCUUUAUAUAAGUUAAAGGUGAAAGAGGGAAGGAGGACGAAGCCAGAAGCUGAGCCUCAGAAACCAUGGAUGCCAUGUCCUCUGGCUGGAGGGGAUGCUCCCGUGCCAGUCUGUCUUCCCCUGGCUUCAGGCUGGUCCUGCCCCUCUCACGCUCCACUGUGGCUGGAGGGAGCCAGGGCGAGCCAGGCCUCAGGAGCACCUGUAGGCCCUCCUUCCUCAGUAAAAAUUGGGCGGCCCCUUAGGAGGCAUUCCUGUUAGCAGAGGGCAUGCAGGAAGCAGGGCCCAGGGCUGCCUGCAAUGCUGAGAGCCCUUCCCGGACCCUCUGUGUUUCCUGAUGGUGCAGGUCUGAGCUUAUGGCCUCAGGACAGGACACUCAGGUUCUGGCUAGACUCUGCAUUCUGUCCUUAGGUCCCAGAAUCAUGCCUGACCUUACAAUGUGUUUCUUGCUUGCUUUCACAUUGCACAGGAUUUACAUAUGUUUUCAUUAUAAUGUUCGUAGCAGUGAAAAUGGAAUGUUCAAAAAUUUAUUACCUUCCACUUUUUGGCCUUUUAGUCUUGACAUGUAACCAUUUUCAUUAACAUCCAAACAGAGAUUGUCAUUACUCUUUUUUUUUUUUUUAAGUAAAAACCAGUGCCUAGGAAAAUACACGCAGCCCAAAGCUAAUUACCCUAUUACAUAAAAGGAAGAAAUCAGUAUGCCUAGAGACAUUUCAUUUGCUGCAUUGUCUUCAUUCCCUAAAGGGACUGCAUCAAAGUGUCAGUUGUAAUUCAGCCUGGGAUCAGCUGUUAAGUAUUAUUUAAAUAUUUACUAUCUGUCCUUUUCCCAUGUUUCCCCCAAAUUACAUAGGCUAUUUUAAAAUAGACGGUAGGUCUUCAGUGGCUCACAGCAGCGUCCACUGGUGAAACUGAGUGUUGGUUUGUUCUUGAGUUUUUACAUUUCCAGAUAUUAAGCACAUUCACGCACCAGAAUGGAGGUAAAUGUUCAUUGCCCCACCCAGGAACCUCGACUGUUCAGUUGCCUUGAAGUAUUGGGAAUAGUGUUUGUAAACGAUUUAAUUAUUUGGUAUUUUAUUGGACUGUUUGACUAUGUCAUUUUAUAGCAGCAUUUUUUUUUUUUUAAUGGCACUUUUUGUUGGUGGUGUGGAAUUUCUGCGGUUCCUUUUUUUUUUUUUUUUUUUUUUGCAACGGAUAAAGCAAAAGAGUCACACCACUCAUUGGAGAAAUAGUGAGUGUAAAAAAGAAGAGAUUUAUUUUGUACAGACAGCAGAGCAUCCUGUGUAAUGUUGCUGACAUACAGCACUUUGGGGGGGAAAAGUAGAAAUCUGUUUUCCAUAAAUCACACAGACUCUUGUAUAUAGUUAUAUACACUCACAUAGAGAAAUGAACUGCAUAUAUCAUACUGGAUAUGGGGCCGAUCUUACUCUAAGGGCACAUCUGGUGCUUAUUGUCAUAAAUCUUUUAAAGAAUUAGGUACACUUUUUUUUUUCUAUUAAUAUGUAUAGUUUUGUGAUUUGUCACAGUUAUGUUUCAUAUAAUCAUAAGUUAUUUUGUCUUGUUUCAUGAAGUCCUUUUUUAUGUCAAAAGUAAAAUGAAGAUUUUGUGCACUUAGUACCGAGUAAAACUGGAAAUGGAGGCUAUGCCCACGGCUUGAACCCCUCCCUCAGCAUGUCAUUCCAAAACACAAUGGUAACAACUGCUUUUUGUUUGUUUGUUUGAUUAUUUUGUUUUGUUUUACCAUCAGCCUCCUUUAUAUUGAGAUGGUAAUUAUAAUUAAAAGCAGCUGGUGGGAGAGGGCGUGUCCAAGGCCAGCUUUAAAAUGCUGCAUUGCUCUGGGCCAGAGCUGCAGCCUGGAUUUAAUUAUAGAUAUGAGGAUGGAAUGGCAGUAAAAAUGAAUGUGUCCCUGAAUCCUUUACAUGUUGGGAGUGUCCAUAAAUAAAACAUGAAGUUUUAUUUCAUCAGAUUUAAUUAAAGCUUUUAUACAUGUU